AUUCUAAGCAAAAUGUCAUCUUCAAGGGAGUCAGGAACUCUGGGGACAUACCAGAGGUACAAGCUUGGUCAAGCUCAAUUCCAAAAAUGGCUAAAGCAAACUUCAGACAAGAUCCGGCUCAAUGGUUCCGUAAAGCCAUCGACUGGAACAGCAAGUCUUAAUAAUGAUUCAAGUCCCAAGAAGCGCCAACUUACCAAAGAAGAUGCAAAAGCAUCAUCUACAAUCCACUAGUCAGAGUUAGAGUCAAUGACAACAACAGUCAUAGACAACACCGAUCCUGAAAAGAUUCCUCGGUCGGCGAUUGACAUUUUACGCGACGUCGUACAGCUCAGAAAGAGGAGCGCGCGAUUCUUUAGCUCGGCGGCAGCUAAUUCGGAUAAUGACGCGUUGAAGCAGAAAACCUCCGCGCAUGAUCAUAUUAUCCAGGUGCUUGAAGGGAUUUUGCACAGAUUUGAGGCUGCUAUAUCCAAAAUUCGACCAUCUACGUCAACACCCUCAACGAGUAGUGAUAACCGAUUGGAUAUGAAGGAUAUAAAAAAUAUAUUCGAAUAUUUAAAGCCCGAAGACUCGCAGAUUGGAGAUGAAGGAGACCUGAACGAGGACUCCGACACAGCUGCGCCAGUUCCGAAGCGUAAGACGAAGACUCCGAAGAAGAACGGCAAAAAGUCAAAAUCGAAGAAACCACCAAAGAGUCAACCCACCCAGAAGCGAAAGACAGGCUCUCAAGGAACUUCCUGGGUUGAUAAUUUCCAAUGGCUGGAAGGAGAAGAAGAGGACGACGAUGAGUAUGACUACUACAUGUUGAUCUACUGCUUCUUUCAAGAUUUCAACUCUAUACGGACCUUCGUCAUUGAUCGCUGGACUGAAUACUUUUAUCAUAAAUCGGUGGCACUUGAUACUCUCGCGGUAGUGACGAACGCCGCCUGCGAAAUGUUUCAUGAGAUGGAAGCUGAAUUGAAAAGAACCCUCAAAGAUGUCCCCGAAAUGGCUGAUUACGAUUUCAUGCUCGACACGCUGUUCUUUGAAUACGGCCUCGACCAUGUGGACUACUCAGAUGAAGAUAAGCUAACGGAUCGUGAGAGAAAUCAUAAGAUUUUUGGCGAAGCGGAUUGGCUAGCAUUUCCCGCAUAUACUCAGAUCACCCAGAUGUUGGAAUUCAUACCGCCAGGAAAGGUACCGAUGGUUCCAACUGAAGCUAUAAUACAACCUAAAUACGGUGUGCAUGAGUACGAGGGUUAUCGUGAGUUCAUGAAGAAUGUUAUGUUCGAGAUAAUGCCCGAAUGUUGUCUUAUUAAGGCUAUGAAAGCAAAUGGGCUAUUGCCGAUGAUUGUCAGUGCGCAAGAUGAAUUCACGCUUGACUUCGAAGACAUACUACGAGUGCGGGGGUAUUCUACAGGCGCCAUUUUCGGGUUAGCGAUAUAUCUUGAUAUUCGAUAUAUUCUCGAAGACCAGGUGGAUCACGCUUUUCGCCUCCUAGAAACUACCGGCGCGCAGAUGAAAGCCACUCUCCAAGAGCAUCUACCCAACAUUAGAAGUCCUUAGGACCUUAAAAAGGAGUACCGAGACAGGCUGGCAGAGGUUGACAUGUUUGCCAUAUCGGACUUCCUUGAAGAAGAUAAGGAAAGAAGGUUUCUGGAAAAGGGGAUGACGGAAUCUUUCGAGAGACAUUAUUUCUUGAAGAAA
Hypoxylon trugodes is the source of this 1683-nucleotide messenger RNA. RefSeq lists its product as uncharacterized. The transcript has a single exon. The coding region runs from base 247 to 1542 and encodes 431 amino acids. The record is from RefSeq and is a predicted model, not a curated record. NCBI's taxonomy places the organism in Eukaryota, Fungi, Ascomycota, Sordariomycetes, Xylariales, Hypoxylaceae.